UAUUAUAAUAUAUGUUUGUAUUUUGAGAUUUGUAGGAUGUGCAGCUUGAGAAAUGUUGUAACGACAGGAUUGAAAGCAUGGUUGCCACAAAUUACAACAGUGCGCUUUCGAUAUUUUGCUAAUAAAAAACGACUCGUAAGGAGACAUGGCUAUUAUGAGCACAUAGAUCAAAAGGGAUUAUUGGCGCAUACGGAUGACAAUAAUCCGAUUCGACAGAUGCCAACGUAUCGGCCGGAUGACUCGUGGUCUGAGAAAAAAGCAUUGUUCGGACAGAAUGAUUAUAUAGACAUUCUUGGAAACGAAGAGCUUUCGGUUAAGGAUGUCAUGUACAAUGUCCCAAUGUGGUUAAGAGGCGUCAAGGGCAAUGAAUUUCAGGUUCUUUUAAGGAAGAAGAAAAUGUUAAAGAACGGCAUUUACCCAAUAGCUAGACCUACAAAAUGGUUACAGUUAAAUAAAAGAAUCGAAUAUCUGUACAAAUUUUUAAACAGAAAAACGAGGCCAAAUAUGUCACGAGACUAAUUAUUGUAGUAAUUUUUAAUAAU
This is a messenger RNA of Ceratosolen solmsi marchali, 542 nucleotides long. It is a transcript of the gene mRpL51, whose product is annotated as mitochondrial ribosomal protein L51. The coding region runs from base 37 to 519 and encodes 160 amino acids. Gene Ontology annotation, cellular component: mitochondrial large ribosomal subunit. Gene Ontology annotation, biological process: translation. The transcript has a single exon. Gene Ontology annotation, molecular function: structural constituent of ribosome. Lineage: Eukaryota; Metazoa; Arthropoda; Insecta; Hymenoptera; Agaonidae. The record is from RefSeq and is a predicted model, not a curated record.